This is a messenger RNA of Cuscuta europaea, 1691 nucleotides long. The record is from the annotation of a GenBank genome assembly. NCBI's taxonomy places the organism in Eukaryota, Viridiplantae, Streptophyta, Magnoliopsida, Solanales, Convolvulaceae.
CUAACUGGGACCAGCGGUGAUUAUGAAAGCAGAUCCGAAUUUCGGGGCUAAAUUGACCCGAAUGUCAUUUGAGGCUGAGGCCGAGUCAAUCGGAUUUACUCACGUAUUAAACCGAGGGCAGGCAGAAACUAUUCCGUUUAAGGAAGAAGAUCAGAACGCGAGAGAACAAUAUCCAGCUCCAGCCGCCUCCUAAUACAAAUCCAUAGAAGAGAAAGUUUAGAAGAUGGCCGAAGGUGAGGAUAUUCAGCCCCUGGUGUGUGACAAUGGUACAGGAAUGGUCAAGGCCGGAUUUGCUGGAGAUGAUGCCCCAAGGGCGGUCUUUCCAAGUAUUGUGGGACGCCCCCGACAUACGGGGGUGAUGGUUGGGAUGGGCCAGAAAGAUGCUUAUGUUGGUGACGAGGCCCAAUCCAAGAGAGGUAUAUUGACUCUGAAGUACCCAAUUGAACACGGGAUUGUUAACAACUGGGAUGACAUGGAGAAAAUAUGGCAUCACACAUUCUAUAACGAGCUUCGUGUGGCGCCCGAAGAGCACCCGGUACUCCUUACAGAAGCACCUCUUAACCCCAAGGCUAAUCGUGAGAAGAUGACUCAGAUCAUGUUUGAGACCUUCAAUGCCCCUGCCAUGUAUGUCGCCAUUCAGGCUGUCCUUUCUCUUUAUGCCAGUGGACGUACAACUGGAAUUGUCUUGGACUCUGGAGACGGUGUGAGCCACACAGUACCUAUAUACGAAGGGUACGCCCUUCCGCACGCAAUUCUUCGUUUGGAUUUGGCAGGACGUGACCUAACAGACCACCUCAUGAAGAUCCUGACUGAGAGGGGCUACACUUUCACCACUACUGCAGAACGCGAAAUUGUCAGAGACGUGAAGGAGAAGCUGGCCUACAUUGCUCUUGACUACGAACAAGAGCUGGAAACAUCAAAGACCAGCUCUUCCGUGGAGAAGAGCUACGAGCUGCCUGACGGGCAGGUGAUCACUAUUGGCUCCGAGAGAUUCCGCUGUCCUGAGGUUCUUUUCCAGCCGUCGAUGAUUGGGAUGGAAUCUUCCGGGAUUCAUGAGACCACAUACAAUUCUAUCAUGAAGUGUGACGUUGAUAUCAGGAAGGAUCUUUAUGGAAACAUUGUGCUAAGUGGCGGGACCACCAUGUUUCCGGGCAUUGCUGACCGUAUGAGCAAGGAGAUCACUGCGUUGGCCCCAAGUAGCAUGAAGAUUAAGGUUGUGGCUCCACCAGAGAGGAAAUACAGUGUCUGGAUUGGUGGUUCUAUUUUGGCUUCCCUUAGCACAUUCCAACAGAUGUGGAUAGCGAAGGCAGAGUAUGAUGAGUCAGGGCCUUCCAUUGUGCACAGAAAAUGCUUCUAAAAUGUUCUGAGAGAUGUAUACAACAAGAAGCCGUGUUAUGAAAAUCAGCUGCACUAUGUUGCUUCUCAUUUGUUAUUUUUUUAUUAAUUAUUAUUUCCCAUAAUGUUCAUUAUAUUCAGUUGUUAUUUUUAUAUUCAAGAGAUUAGGCCAGUGGGGUCAUACACAGUCAGGAUGGUCUUGUCUUUCAAAUAAAAUGAAACGAAGUAACGGAUUACUUAGCAUGGAUUCGUCUGUUUCAUGUUUCUUCUUUAGUUUGGGUGUCUUGUAAGUUUAUUUCCUCACAGAGAAUAAUGAACACAUUGAUGCGAUUAUAUUUGUGAUCAACUUUCAUCAC